AAAGGGGCAGCUGUGACCUGACGGGCCUUGGCAGUGUUUCUCGCGGAGGAGGAGCCCCGCGGCGCCCAGGCACACGACUUUGUGUCCCGGCGGCCACCACUGGUGCUGGUGUUGAGUGAGGCCGUGGGACAGGUGCUGUGCUCAGCGCCUCCUCCGUACUCGCUGCCGCUGACUUCAGGACUCCUUGGUGCAUCCUGCGCCUUGCCUGCUGGAUUGGUCCCUGAGUGUGGCUCUGUAGGAGCCUUGCCACCGCCUGCUCCAGCAUCUCUGAGGUUCCUGCAAGACCAGCCGACUCCUCCCACCUGGAGUAGUGUUGCAGUGGAGGCUGCAAGGCGGGGCAGCAGCUGGAGUGGCUGGGAGCAGCAGGAGCAGACUGCUACUGGUGUGAGGUUCAGGAGUGAUGAGAAACACCACCACCACCAACAACAACAGCCGCUACUGCUGGCAUCUCAUCCACAAAGGGGGAAGUUUGAAUUUCAGAAGUGUGAGAAGAUCUGAGAGUGAGAGCAAGUUUACUAGCCACAGCCAAGUGUGUGGGAAAAGACAUGCAGGGAAGGAUGACCUCAACAAAUACACCCACACACUCUGGUGUAAGACCUCAUGAAAGCCGGGAGAUCAGCAUCCAUUGGUGUGGGUUCUGCUCCGAGGACUUCCUGGGCCCGAGGGAGUGCAAGGAACAUAUAAGUAAGGAGCACCCCAGCAGGAGGCCACGGGGGGGUGGUCCGGGGCAGCACACCCCCCGGGGCAGCCAGGUGAAGUACCCGCCCCAGCCCGGCACACUCAUGGGCCACAGGAAGGCACGCUCACCUGGCCAGGAAGAGACUACAGGUCCAGGUGGAGGUGGAGGAGAGGAGGUGGAGGGCAAGAGGAAGGUGAGGACUCCGAGGGCUCUGCAGGAACAGUUUUGGCUGCAGAAACAACGGCCAAAACCUGUGUGUUCCGUGGAGGUGGAGAAGAAGCACAAGAGUUCUCUGUCCACCUGCAAGUACUACAAGUUUUCCUCGGAGGCCAAUCUGAGGCCCAUAGGGAGUGCCACGGAGGCGGGGGCGGGAAGGGCGGCGAGAGGGGCUUCUCCUGCUCCCAGUGUGGCUUCAGGUGUGAUAAGCUGCGGGAUCUGCCACACCUACAAGACGUGCACCCAGCAGCGCCUCCUCGUCCACCAGAAGACCUGUGGCAAGGGGUCCAAGCAGUCGGCGCAGCUCCUGAACCACCAGGGCGCACACAUCACCGACCCCAAGGACAUGCCUGCCUGGGCCGACAAAGCGUUCUGCGAGGAGUGCCAGAAACCUGGCCACACCAUCUCCAGCAUCCUGAUCUACCCAGCAGCUCCCGCCCCUCCAUAUGUGUCCACACCAUCUCCAGCCUCCUGA
Eriocheir sinensis (Chinese mitten crab) is the source of this 1370-nucleotide messenger RNA. RefSeq lists its product as uncharacterized. The record is from RefSeq and is a predicted model, not a curated record. The transcript is spliced from 9 exons. The coding region runs from base 546 to 1370 and encodes 274 amino acids. Lineage: Eukaryota; Metazoa; Arthropoda; Malacostraca; Decapoda; Varunidae.